Messenger RNA from Aspergillus ruber CBS 135680, 2408 nucleotides. Its product is annotated as WD domain protein. The coding region runs from base 497 to 2308 and encodes 603 amino acids. Lineage: Eukaryota; Fungi; Ascomycota; Eurotiomycetes; Eurotiales; Aspergillaceae. Gene Ontology annotation, biological process: proteasome-mediated ubiquitin-dependent protein catabolic process. Gene Ontology annotation, molecular function: protein binding. The record is from RefSeq and is a predicted model, not a curated record. Gene Ontology annotation, cellular component: GID complex. The transcript has 5 exons.
GGUUAGCUCCGGCGGUAUCCUAUCAUCAGUUAGUCACUCGCCACUGGUAUAGGUCUGCUCGCCUGGUUCUUGGUUAAGAGCCGGGUAACAGGGGCAGAUCUGAUAGAUUGCCUUCGAUCUGGCAUACAACCGCCCUUCUCCCAUCCGCUCCGUUGCUCCCGACCAUCCUCACUCUCCUAUUCCCUCCGACGCUACGAACGUGACCCCCACCGCCCAGGGUCGCUCGUCACCGCAGACCCCGUUGGAAACCGAUAUCAGUCAUCGUGGAGAAGUUGGUUUAGUCGGGAGCGUGGAUCCUACGGUUUCUCGUCGACGACGCCGUCGUCCUUCCACCACACCUAGUACCUCCGGCUACUCGACAUCUGCGGGAACCGAACCUCUUCCAGACGAUCAUUCGGGAAGCGAACCCGCUUCUCAGGAACAACCACAUACAAUCCAGUCUCACGCCCACUCUAGGGGCCCUUCGCCAUUUCCUAAGCGCAGGCGCCUGUCCAGUAUGCGGCUCGACGGUAUUUCGAGUGCAAACGGCUAUAGUCAAGGGUCAAACGGCACCGCCUCGUCUCCAUCGCGAAAAACCGAUCAGGCUCCUUAUGUGUCGUUCAACGGGGAUACAACUACAAACGGACACGCCAAAUCAUCUGCCAACCUCCCAUCAUACUAUGGUCAUGAUCGAGAGGAGGUUACCCGAAUUCUGAUUCAGAGUCUGUAUGAGCUGGGAUAUAACGGAGCGGCAUCAUUAUUAGGCAAGGAAAGUGGCUAUCAGCUGGAGAGUCCAGCAGUUGCUAAAUUCCGCAACGCUGUGUUGGAAGGGCGAUGGCCGGAUGCUGAGAGUAUCCUACUCCAGUCGUUUUACCCUUAUAGCGGGGGUUCAGGAAAGACUGGCCAUAACAAAGAGAAGUUAUUACUGGCAGAAGGUGCCGACAAGAGUGAGAUGCUUUUUUAUCUUCGACAGCAGAAAUUCCUGGAGCUAUUAGAGGCCCGAGAUCUGGGAGCCGCGUUGAUUGUUCUACGCCAUGAACUAACCCCUCUAAAUUACGACAUUGGACGUCUUCAUGCUCUUUCUAGUCUCCUUAUGUGCCCGCCUGAACAUCUUCAUGAUCAAGCCGGAUGGAAUCGUCCCAUAAGUAGUUCCCGAGAGCGAUUAUUAUCGGAACUCUCCAAAUUCAUUUCGCCGUCUGUAAUGAUUCCAGACAACCGCCUUGCGGUAUUAUUAGAUCAUGUCAAGAAGAGCCAGAUAAACCAGUGCUUAUAUCACAAUACGGCAACUCCCCCCUCGUUAUACUCGGAUCAUAUGUGCGACAAAGCCGAUUUCCCCCUUCAAACCGCAAUAGAAUUGAGCCAGCAUUCGGAUGAAGUAUGGUUUUGCGAAUUCUCGCAUGAUGGCACGAAAUUGGUCACAGCGGGUCGGGACCGCAGUGUGAUAAUUUACGAUACAAGCACAUUUGACGUGCUUCAUAAGUUGACGGAGCAUGAUGACGGUGUCGCGCAGGCCAGUUGGAGCCCUGACGAUACCAAGCUGAUUACCUGCUCUCAGGAUAAAAUGGCUCGGGUGUGGAGUGUCGAAACCGGUCGUUGUCUUUUGACGAUUAAUCAUCAUCGCGAACCCAUAACAGCUGCGGCCUGGGCAGCCGACGGAGAGUCUUUUGUCACAGCUUCUCUUGACCUGGAGUCGCAACUCUGCCAUUGGAGCAUGCGUGGUCAGGCUCUCUACAUGUGGCCACGAGGCUUUCGUGUCCAAGACUGUACCAUUAGCGCUGAUGGGCGACGCUUGGUUGCUGCAGAUGUUGAUGGAAAAGUGCACGUCUAUAAUAUGCUAACGCACGAAGAAGAAUACUGUCUACCCAUGAAGAGCAAACCAACAUCUAUUGCCAUCAGCCGAGACUCACAGUAUAUGCUCGUGAAUCUGUCCGAAGGUCAGAUCCAUCUCAUCGAUAUCGAUACGACAGAAGUUGUCCGUCGCUUCCAGGGACAAAAACAAGGCUCCUAUGUUAUCCGGAGUACAUUUGGUGGAGCUGCUGAGAACUUUGUGAUCAGUGGAAGUGAAGAUGCUUGUGUAUACGUGUGGCACAAAGAGAACGGGGACCUCAUAGAGACGUUAGAAGGGCAUAUUUCUGGCUGCGUAAAUGCGAUAUCUUGGAAUCCUACGAAUCCUGGGAUGUUUGCUUCAGCAGGUGAUGACUAUUUGGUCAGAAUUUGGACUCGAGAGAGUGACACACCACGUAGCACUGUCCGUGGCAUUCAAAGAGCAAUGACCUCGAAGUUCCUUCCGCGUACCAGUGCCUUACGAUCAACGUCAAGUUUCCAAUAAUCUCCUCGCUCGGAAUCCGCUAUCUUACUAAUUCAAUAUCGAUACUCUAAUUGAAUCCCAUGAGAUUUGGAAUGCAGAAGAUCAAUCCACGUUUGCUCAU